Nezara viridula (southern green stink bug) is the source of this 450-nucleotide messenger RNA. The record is from the annotation of a GenBank genome assembly. Lineage: Eukaryota; Metazoa; Arthropoda; Insecta; Hemiptera; Pentatomidae.
AUGACCCAGCAGAGGGACACCUGGUCUAAGAAGGUAGAGUUCCUCCUGGCAGUGAUCGGAUUCGCCGUCGACCUAGGAAACGUCUGGAGGUUCCCAUACAUCUGCUACCAGAAUGGCGGAGGUCAAAGAAGGAAGAUGCCAGAGCAGCUGGUGGUAUCGAGUGAUUGCGGUGGGAUGUUGCUCCAGCCAGCCAAUCAGCCCACACCGCAGAGGUCUGUGCCCUGGAAAUCCCCAGCAUCCCGAAAGGUAAGGGACUCUGAUUGUAAACAAAGAGCCGCUAAAGACAAACCAUCCGAUGACAGCAAACAGAAGUCAAUGGCCAUUUUCUCUGAUGAGCAGUUCUCCAGGGACCUGGAAUUCUCGAAGGAGAGUUCCGCUGGAAGUAUCUUUGGUUCCUUGAUGCGCAGAGGCUAUAAUAAUUGGAAGGACAUGGCUGCUCUGCUGGUAUAG